GUUCUCUUGCACUGGGAAAUAUAGCAGAGGCUGAUGUUCUCUUACACAGUAAGGUCAUUCACCCCUCCCCGCUCAGGUACUAUAAUAGAUACAUUACUUGUGAUCCCUCUGUGUAAUUCUUGUACUAUUACACCCAAUAUUUUAAAUGAGCUUGAACUAAAUGAUUGAAAUUAUUUUUAAUUUUAGAGCAAUAUGAGUGCUGUAGUAACUAUCCCUGGACAGACAGUCACAGAACUUAUACAAUACUGGGCUUCAACAUCUGACAAUGAUGCACCAGCGUUUGUCAGUGUUUUCAGUAACGGCAAGAAACAAGUAAUUAACCGCAGAGAUGUUUAUUUACUCUCUAAACGGUUUGCUCAUAAGCUAAGAAGUCAAGGUAUAGGGAAAGGCAGCAUAGUGUGUAAUGCUUUGCCAAACUCAAUUGAACGUGUUGUGACUGACUUUGGUAUAACACUAUCGGGGGCUGUUUCCAUGAAUGGUCAAAUAUUCCGCUCCGAUGGGGAGGAUUUCAAGGAAUCCAUAAGGACAGCCAAAUGUUCCUCUGUUAUUGUCGAUCCAGGCGUACCCAAAGGUGCAAGGCAGUUGCUUUUCAAAGAAGUGCCUUUAGGUUUUGAAGAUAAUGUUAAGUCUCCAGAGCUUCCAGACCUUAAACAGCUCAUCAUAUGUGAAAGAAAUGAGAAAAACCAUGAAAAAGACUUUUUAACAUCUUUAUUAAGGGAAGCUGACAUGCCUGAAUAUGUAGCAGAAGUCUCUCCAGCAGACUUGCUCAUUGUCCUCACAACCUCAGGAAGUACCGGCUACUCCAAGCUGGUCAAAUUCACUCAUGCAAAUAUUUGCUGCUUUACCAAACAGGUAAAAGCUAUAGAACAUUUACAACCUGGUGAGCACUUCAUCAACUGCGGCCCGUUGGGAUGGGCAGGGAGCUACCCACAGUGGUAUCUUUCAUGUGGAAGCACCCGCUAUUUCCUAGACAUGCAUGAUGGACCUAUUCCAGAUCUUCCAGCAAAGAUGUGGGAGAUAAUAGUUGAAGAAAAAAUUGUUUAUGGUUUCAUUUCUCCAAUCUACGCCAACACCAUUCUGACCAACAAGGCAUUAUGGGAAAAUUCUAAUUGGAGACCCAGGUGUUUGUGCCUAGCUGGUCAGCCUAUUAAAAAAGGUGUUGUUGAAAUUGUGGGGAGGCUGUGUGAUGCAGUGGACAUCAACUAUGGAAUAACAGAAUGCAAUGUGGUGGCCACUCAUAGGAUCACAGAUCCAAGCACGUAUGAGGAUAACUGUGCUGGUUAUCCUGGCUAUAAUGUUCAAAUAAAAAUUGUGGAUAAAGAUAUGCAGGUAAUUAAUUAUUUUACUAUUUUUUUAAAUAUGUGGGAGCUCUAAAACUCAACAAUGGGUUAAUAAAAAUAAGCGUUACAAUUAUUAUUAGCUUAAUAAAAUUAUCAGUUAGAGUUCAGCAGAAAAUAUUUGUAUAAUACUGCAAUUGUUGAAUUACUGAAGUAUUAGACAGCCUCAAGCCUUCCAAACCCCAUUGCAUGAUUCCCUCACAAAGUGGCACUUGUAAUCAUUGAAAUAUCCUCAUCAGCACCAGGCACAGAAACAUUGCAAAUCCCCUCUACAUGCAUAGGAGCCAAAGUGAUCAAUAAAUUGAUCGUGGGCCCUUAAUAUAUAGAAGCAGAAGAAGAAAAAACCCUUUGACAGUGCGAUCUUCAUCAUUUAAUCUAAAACAUAGAUUAUACCUUUUAAAUUUUUCUUCUAGUUUUAUCCUAUUUAAGACUAAAUUUUUGUGAUUCUUAAAUAAAGUGUUUGGGUGCCCUAAUUUAGAAACAAGAAGCAUUUAAAAACAAUAUUUUCUUCCAUUAUUCCCUAGGAAGUUGAUCCUGGCAAGACAGGUCAAGUUCUGAUUAAGAGCCCAACACUAUGUGCAGGUUAUCUCAACAAUGAACUGGCCAACAAUUCAUUUUUUAGAGACGAUGGUUGGUUUAGUACAGAUGAUGCAGGCUACUUUGGAAAAGACGGGAAGCUCUAUGUUGAAGGACGGCAGUCGGACAGUAUUCUAAGGGGCACCUAUAUUUUGUAUCCUGCCUGGCUGGAGAGAAAAAUGAAGGAGGUUCCAGAUGUGGUUGACAUUGUGAUGGUGGCUGUGCCUGAUCCUUUGCUGCACAAUGAGAUCUGUGCAUGUGUUGUAGUUAAUGGAGUUGAAGGAGUGUUUGCUGCUUCAUCAGAAAACAAUAUCCAUGAUGGCUCAUCGGUUCAUGGUAAAAGUUUAGGAACUAUAAACUGUUGUGGUGGUCCUACCCACAGCAGUUCCUCGAGGAAAGAGUCGGAAGUGUCUCAGAAUGAAAUGUCGACAUCACAGGACACAAGCACUUGUGAUAGCCUGAAUGGGUUCACAAAUGGCAAAGCCAAAUCACUUUCACCAAACUUGGUUUUACUAGAAAAACAACUGAGAGACUUUGCUUCCCGCAUUGAGUUAUUACAUGAAAAGGAUCCCAUGCGUCUGGUACCAAAGUAUUACAUGUUCAUGGACAAGUACCCAAUGACAAAUACAGGGAAAAUUAGUAGGAAACAUUUGCGUGAGCUAGCAGCAGAUGUGCUGGGCUUCAAAUGAAAUUGCUUUCAAGUACAUUCUUAAUCAGCCAUAAGCUUUCAAACAUUUCAUAAUUUAUUCUCUAAACCCACACCUAUCCGAUUGACAUGACUUUUGAUUUAUUCAUGAUAAUCAAUUCGAAUGAGUGUCUCCAACAAAGUAUUUCUAUUUCUAUAUUAUAGUCUAUUUUAUUUGAUAAAUCUUGUUAAUUUAUUUGUACAUUUUAGAUUUAGUCUUAAGUAUUUUUUAAUGUGAUCUUAACUAAGUUGUCAGUGCAUUCUGAGGUUCAUUGGUUUAUUUAUCUUGAAAGCUCUCCUAACCAGGUUUUACAAUACAAAUAUGGAGUUUUCAAGCAUUUUCAUUGGUUGGAAACUGAUUUUCUAUAUUUUUUGUGUCAAGGUUUAAUAAGAGAAUGUAAAUAUUGUAUAGGCUAUAGGCUGUUUUUUGUCAAAUUAACUAUGCAAAAUAAUUAACCUUUAUUUAAUUCAAGGAAUGCUUGAAAUAAAAGGUUAAAAAGACAUACAAGAUCAAACAACCAUUCCAUCAAAAUGAUUUUUGCAGUUUAUAAAUAAUUUAAAUGAAAUCAAUGCAAUUUUUAUUAAAAUUUAAAUAAGAAAAUAAACCAUAAUAUUUUAAAUACGUUAUCAUAAAAUCCUAUGAAAUAUCAUUAGUUGAUGAAUAAAGGUUAGUUAAAGAUAAGUUAAUGUCUUGUGAUAACAAAGAAAAAUAGUCAUUAAUUUGUUCAUUUGAUUUUGUCUGGUUGUGUUGGUUAAAUUGCAAUAAAAUGUCCAAAUUAGAACUUCUUUAUCAAAGAAAAUCAUUUUUUGUGUGAUGAUCCUGUCAUUUCGUAUGUGAUUAUUUAUCCAUUAAAAAAAUGGUCUAUUUCAUGUUUCUGUAUGGAACAAACCUUGAUUGUUAUUAAAUAAAUAUUUGCUUUCUAGUGUCAAUGUUAAUUACUUUUAGAUCUUCUUAAUGAAGAUUUGUUUAACUUCUUAUAUACGGUAAUUAAUAUGUUUCUUUCGUUUGUACAAUAAAAUAAAGUAACUCACUAACAGUAAGUUUAGGUUUAUUUAAAAAAUUGCAAAAUUUUAAAUUUGCAGUCGUGAUUUUAGAGCUUGACAAAUUUCCAAUUAUUCAGCAUUUAAUAUUAAAAAUGUUUUGAAGAUCUUCUUCAGUCAAUUAAAUCUGAAAUUGAAGACAACUACAGAAACACCAUCAAUAUUAGGGCUUACAUUUGUUUGUUGUAAAAUACAAUGUUUGAAACUUCAUAUAGAUAAACUCAUGUUUUAAUUAAGUCUAUUCCACAGAUAGUUGAUCAACAGACUGUGAUUAAAAAAAAGUAUGUUUUACUAAAUACAAUGCAAAGGUGCCUCAUUUUUUAUGUUGCUGUACUUACUUUACACACUGACGUUAGGAAAAAAUUGUAUUUGACAAAAGAAUGUUUAUUGUCAUAUUAUUGUCAUAAGUGGAACAAGAUAUGCUACUCAGAUGAGAUAAAUAAUGAAUUAUAUUUUGUGUAUUCAUGAUUAAAUUUACACUAUUUAAA
Lymnaea stagnalis (great pond snail) is the source of this 4127-nucleotide messenger RNA. NCBI's taxonomy places the organism in Eukaryota, Metazoa, Mollusca, Gastropoda, Lymnaeidae. The record is from the annotation of a GenBank genome assembly.